Molecule: messenger RNA, 955 nt
Organism: Triticum dicoccoides
Lineage: Eukaryota; Viridiplantae; Streptophyta; Magnoliopsida; Poales; Poaceae
Exons: 5
Coding region: 320-787 (155 amino acids)
Biological process (GO): transcription by RNA polymerase III
Cellular component (GO): transcription factor TFIIIC complex
Source: RefSeq, a predicted model, not a curated record
CCUGCGGCCUGAGAGAGGUCAGGUCGCGCCUCCGCCGCCGCUCGCCGCUGGUCCGCCCGCUCGACGGGGGGAGCUCGUCCGGCCUCCUUCGCCGCGCGCCGCCGAACGCCGCUCGCCCGAUCCCCGGCUCGGGCCGCGCGCCCCCGAUUGCCCCCGCUCUCCCUCCCCUUUCCAGGACUCCGCCGCCGCCUCGCCUCGCCUCGCUCCUCCCCUGACCCGGACGCCCCCGAGCCGCAUCGCCCUCUCUCCUGGCCAGGACGCCGCCGCCUCGCGAAGGUAGAGAGCCCUCGCUGGUUGCCUGCCGCUCCCCUCGCCGGCGAUGGCCGCGCCGCCGCUCCGGCCGGAGGCGGAAGAGGGCAGCAAGGGCGCCGAGGUCUGCCUGUUCGACCAGUCGCAGGAGGAUUUCUCCAGGGCGGUACGCGCCAUCUCGGAGCUCGCCACCGGCGACCCCCAGCCGGGGUUCCCCGACGCCGAAGUAGAAAGGCUCGCCUCCUCAGUAACGUUCCUCAGAGAAUGGAGGCAUUUCUCUUAUGAGCCAAAAGGUGUAAGUUUUGCUUACGGCGCUGGAUCAGCUUCAUCCGCAGAUGACACACCCGAGAUAACCUUACCACAGUUCUCAUCUGCAUCUUUUCCUCAGGUCACACACUUGGAAGAUGGGAGGGAUAAGGAUACAGACAGUUCUGAUUUCAUUUUGUUCGCUGGGGGAAGUGUUUGGUCGCUGGACUGGUGCCCAAAGUUGUGCGACAAGCCUUGUUCUCAUGUAAAUUGUGAGGUUGUGAUCAACUGACUGAUGGUCAUGAACUAGUAGCUCUUUUGUUGCGAGUCAUGAUUCCAAAAAAGCUCAUUCGUCAUCUUAUUAUCCAAUUUCUGCCUUGUAAGACUAUCUGGAGAAAUGUUUUGUUCAUCGCGCAGAUUUAGCAAUGAGAAAAUGCCAUUAUAGUGGCUCCCAAACCCA